This is a messenger RNA of Hibiscus syriacus, 1952 nucleotides long. Its product is annotated as interactor of constitutive active ROPs 2, chloroplastic-like. Lineage: Eukaryota; Viridiplantae; Streptophyta; Magnoliopsida; Malvales; Malvaceae. The record is from RefSeq and is a predicted model, not a curated record. The coding region runs from base 87 to 1943 and encodes 618 amino acids. The transcript is spliced from 3 exons.
CCAUUUGUGGGGUUUGAACUUCAAAUCAGAGUACAUAUAUUUUGCCCUUUCAUCACUUUGAUUCAACUCUGCGGGAACACCGAAUCAUGCAGACGCCUAAAGCAAGUAGAACAAGCUCUGCAGAAGCGCCUCAGAGAAAAUCUCCUGCAACACCUCGGACUGCUCGUCAACUGAAGAUACCAAGAUCUGAUACGGACACAGUGUCUUCACCAAAUACUAAAAGUAGGACACCCAAAGAUAGAAGUCCAAAUGUUGCUGAGCGCAGAGUAUUGAGAAGCCCAGUACCUGAGAAGAAGCAACCAAACAGAGUGACUGAACUGGAGUCGCAACUCACUCAACUUCAAGAGGAUUUAAAAAAGACGAAAGACCAGACUGCUUCCGAGUCAUGGAAGAGGCGAGCCAUGCAAGAGGCUGAUGAGGCCAAGAAGCAGCAGUCAGCAAUGUCAGCCAAGCUCCAAGAAACCGAACAGCAAUUGCAGGAAAUUUCUGCCUCUGAGGAUGACCGUGUGCAAGAACUCCGUAAAAUUUCUCAAGAACGAGAUCGAGCAUGGCAAUCUGAACUUGAGGCAGUCCAGAAACAACACUCAAUGGAUUCUGCUGCCUUGGCUUCUGCCAUGAAUGAAAUUCAAAAGCUUAAAGCUCUGCUGGAAAAGACAUGUGAAUCUGAGGCUGUUCAAAUUAAGCACACUGAAUCCGCACAUGCUGAGAUUCAGAACAUGAGGAUCGAACUAACCAAAACUCUCUCCUUGGUUGAAAAACUUAAGUCUGAGCUCGCUGAUUGCAGAGAAUCUGAGUCCAAUGCUCUUGAAGUUGUUCGAAAAACUCAAACACAACUCGAAGCAGCAAAUAAAACGGUCGCAAUACUGCGCUCUGAAGGGACUAAAGAAACUGAAGCUCACAACACAUUAACGCUGGAAUUAGAGCAAUCAAAAGCUAGAGUUAAGUCACUGGAGGGACUUGUGAGCAAGCUCCAGGCUGAAUUGAUUGGUAAUAGCAGCAAAACUUUUGAGGAUUCCGAAGACGAUAAACAACAGCAGAAUGUAGAAAAUGAGGACAAACCAAAGCUUAACAUGGAGCUUAAUCUUGCAAAACUUGAAGUGAGUCAAUUGAGAUCAGCACUAGAUGCAGCUGAGGUUAGGUACCAUGAAGAAUAUAUUCGGAGCACACUGCAAAUUAGAGGUGCAUAUGAACAAGUGGAGCCCAUAAAAGCGCAAUCAUGCCAGAAGGAAGCAGAACUGGAGGAAGAAUUAAAGAAAAUGAAAGCUGAUGUUGAUGAACUGAGAGGUAACUUAAUGGAUAAGGAGACUGAAAAGCAGAGUAUUUCUGAAGAAAACAAGGGGCUGAAUUUGAAGAUUGAGAAAAACCAGUCUGGCCAAAGAGAAUCCGAGCUUGCAAUAGAGCUGAAGAAAUUAGAGGCAGAUUUGACAGAACUAAAAGCAAAUUUGAUAGCCAAGGAAACAGAAUUGCAGGUCAUAACUAAGCAAAAUGAGAUGCUCAAAAUGGAAAUUAAGAAAAUGAAAACGGAUAGCAAUAAAGUUGAAGAGUCUGUUGCGUUGUUAGAAGCAGCACGGACUGCAGAGCGAGAGGCGCUGAUGAAACUUGGCUAUUUAACUGAGGAAGCAGAUAAGAGUAGCCGAAGAGCAGCACGGGCGACCGAGCAGCUCGAUGCAGCAGAAGAAGCAAAUACCGAGAUGGAAGCCGAGUUGCGGAGACUGAAGGUGCAGUUAGAUCAAUGGAGAAAGGCAGCUGAGGCAGCUACUGCCAUGCUUUCGACUGGGAACAGCGGGAAACAUUCGGACAGGACAAAAUCUCUCGACAGAAACUAUAACCCCAGAACUGGUUUGCCGAACUUGGAAGAAAUGGAUGACGACGAUUCAUCCAAGAAAAAGAAUGGAAACAUGCUGAAAAAGAUUGGCGUGUUAUGGAAGAAAGGCCAGAAAUAAUAGUAAAUG